CAGUGAUCCAACGGUUUUCAAAUAGAGAAGGAAAUUUAUGUGAUUAAAUUCCUCCUGUAUAUAGCAAGUAACAUUGUAAUCUGUGAUAUUGAGCAAUAACGUCGAAGUGAUCGUCACGCAUUGACGACAGCAACAUGGAAGGAAUAUUUGAAAUACUCUGCGGUCUCACUGUAAUUAUUAUUCUUCUGUAUUAUUAUCUGACCAUGACGUUCGAUUACUGGAAGGUUUGCGACGUAAAAGGCCCUCAACCGAUUCCUUUAUUCGGCAAUAUGAAGGAUGUAAUAUUUCAAAAAAUAAAUAUGACAGAAUAUCUCAUGAAUAUUUAUAAUUCCUACAAGGACGAACGAUACAUCGGUAUCUUCUUUAGAAGUAGACCGAUACUCAUCCUAAGAGAUCCACAAUUGAUAAAGGACAUCUUAAUUAGAAACUUUUCCAAUUUCCCUCAACGAGUCAUAGACGUUACUGAUAAAGUAGAGCCAUUGACGCAAAAUCUCAUAUAUCUCGAAGCACAUAGAUGGAGACCAUUAAGGAAUAAAUUGACACCUGCGUUUUCUAUCAAUAAAAUGAAGGAAAUGUUUCCAUUGAUAAUGACCUCCUCACUUCAUUUUGAGGGAUAUAUUAAUAAGAUACCUGACAACGAUAUCAUUGAUAUUUAUAAAUUAUUCAAUAAAUUCACUAUAAAUAUAAUUGGUAAUUGUGUAUUUGGAAUUGAAAUAGACGUGAUUAAAAAUGAAGAAAAUGAUUUUAGUAAAAUUAUUAAAGAAAUAUUCAAGGAUAAUUUAAUGACACUGGUGAAAUAUCGUCUGCAAUUGAAUUUUCCGAAAUUGUACAACGAACUCGGCUUUCUAUUCCGAAAUUCUCGUCAAAUUUCUUUUUUUUUUUAAAUAUCGUUAAUAAAACAAUGAAAUACAGAAUAGAAAAUAACAUCGUUAGGAAUGAUUUCAUAAAUGUACUGAUGGAAUUGAAAAAAAAAAAAAUCUGGAAAAGCUUGGUGAGA
Messenger RNA from Vespa mandarinia (Asian giant hornet), 997 nucleotides. RefSeq names its product cytochrome P450 6B1-like. The record is from RefSeq and is a predicted model, not a curated record. Gene Ontology annotation, molecular function: heme binding; iron ion binding; monooxygenase activity. Lineage: Eukaryota; Metazoa; Arthropoda; Insecta; Hymenoptera; Vespidae.